UUAUAUUAAUUCAAAAAAAAUAUGGAUAAUAAUAAUAUAUUUAUUUAUACUUUGAAAUUAAGUACAGCAAGAAAUUUGAAGAAGAUUUUAAGAUAAAUUUUGUUGAAGCUAAAAAUAAGAAAUUGAAAUUAUGAGUGGAGGAAUAGUGCCUAGCAAAUCUACUGUAUAUAUAUCAAAUUUACCAUUUUCAUUAACAAAUAAUGAUAUCCAUCAACUCUUACAGAGUUACGGAAAGAUAGUGAAAGUAACUGUAAUGAAAGAUAAAAUAACACGACGUAGCCGUGGGGUUGCAUUUGUAUUGUUUUUAAAACCAGAAGAUGCUUCUUCAUGCUCAAAAGGUCUUAAUAAUACACAGAUAGGUGGUCGUACCAUAAGAAGUUCUAUAGCAGUUGAUAAUGGACGCAGUACAGAAUUUAUACGUCGUAGAGAUUACCCGGAUAAGUCUCAAUGCUAUGAAUGCGGAGAGGAAGGACAUUUAUCUUAUGCAUGUAGUCAUAAUAUGUUGGGGCCAAGGGAUCCACCACCGAAAAAAGUUAGAAUCAGAAAAAAGAAUAAAACUACGGUUACUCAUGAUACUAGCUAUUAUGAUAGUGAUAGUGAUGAAGGUUUAAGGAAGUCCAAAAAAUCAAAGAAUGUUGAUAAUGAUGAUACUGAUGACAACUGUUCGGAAGUCGAAAUGGAAACAUUAAGUGCGGCUAUCAAACAGGAGCAACAUCUUAGAGAGCUAGAAAAAUAUAAGCAUAAGGUAGCAACAGGUCAAUAUGACGAGGAACAUACUGAAUCGGUUGUAAGACAAAAACGGUAUAAAGAGAAUUCAUAUUUCAGCGAUGAAGAGGAUAUCAGUGAGUAAAAAUAUGAGAGACUGUAUUUGAAAUUAUCAUAUAAUUAUAGAGAUUAUAAGUAUCUAAUUAGAUAUCUAAUUAGAUAUCUAAUUUAAAUUAAGUUUCUUAAAUAAUAAAAAAUUUCACUUAAAAACAGUAAAAUAAAAUAAGGAAUAAUGAUCACAGUGGAUUUACCAAGCACAUUUAAAAUAUUUGGUAUAUUAUCGAAUUAUAUAUAUAUAUGUAUAUAUAUAUAUAUACUGUAUUUCUAAUCGUAAUAAUAUUAUAUACCAUUAAUCACCAUUACAUUAAUUACAAUAUAAGCAAAUGAAACGUAUCAUUAGAGAUUAUUUUCUAGAGAUUAAAU
This is a messenger RNA of Polistes canadensis, 1188 nucleotides long. RefSeq names its product zinc finger CCHC-type and RNA-binding motif-containing protein 1-like. Lineage: Eukaryota; Metazoa; Arthropoda; Insecta; Hymenoptera; Vespidae. Bases 131 to 850 code for a protein of 239 amino acids. Gene Ontology annotation, cellular component: U12-type spliceosomal complex. The record is from RefSeq and is a predicted model, not a curated record. The transcript is spliced from 4 exons. Gene Ontology annotation, biological process: mRNA splicing, via spliceosome. Gene Ontology annotation, molecular function: zinc ion binding; RNA binding.